AUGUUAUUAACAUUGUUAUUUUUGUCAUUAUCAUCAUCAUCAUCAUCAUCAUCAUCAUCAUCAUCAUCAUCAUCAUCAUCAUCAUCAUCAUCAUCAUCAUCAUCAUCAUCAUCAUCAUCAUCAUCAUCAUCAUCAUCAUCAUCAUCAUCAUCAUCAUCAUCAUCAUCAUCAUCAUCAUCAUCAUCAUCAUCAUCAUCAUCAUCAUCAUCAUCAUCAUCAUCAUCAUCAUCAUCAUCAUCAUCAUCAUCAUCAUCAUCAUCAUCAUCAUCAUCAUCAUCAUCAUCAUCAUCAUCAUCAUCAUCAUCAUCAUCAUCAUCAUCAUCAUCAUCAUCAUCAUCAUCAUCAUCAUCAUCAUCAUCAUCAUCAUCAUCAUCAUCAUCAUCAUCAUCAUCAUCAUCAUCAUCAUCAUCAUCAUCAUCAUCAUCAUCAUCAUCAUCAUCAUCAUCAUCAUCAUCAUCAUCAUCAUCAUCAUCAUCAUCAUCAUCAUCAUCAUCAUCAUCAUCAUCAUCAUCAUCAUCAUCAUCAUCAUCAUCAUCAUCAUCAUCAUCAUCAUCAUCAUCAUCAUCAUCAUCAUCAUCAUCAUCAUCAUCAUCAUCAUCAUCAUCAUCAUCAUCAUCAUCAUCAUCAUCAUCAUCAUCAUCAUCAUCAUCAUCAUCAUCAUCAUCAUCAUCAUCAUCAUCAUCAUCAUCAUCAUCAUCAUCAUCAUCAUCAUCAUCAUCAUCAUCAUCAUCAUCAUCAUCAUCAUCAUCAUCAUCAUCAUCAUCAUCAUCAUCAUCAUCAUCAUCAUCAUCAUCAUCAUCAUCAUCAUCAUCAUCAUCAUCAUCAUCAUCAUCAUCAUCAUCAUCAUCAUCAUCAUCAUCAUCAUCAUCAUCAUCAUCAUCAUCAUCAUCAUCAUCAUCAUCAUCAUCAUCAUCAUCAUCAUCAUCAUCAUCAUCAUCAUCAUCAUCAUCAUCAUCAUCAUCAUCAUCAUCAUCAUCAUCAUCAUCAUCAUCAUCAUCAUCAUCAUCAUCAUCAUCAUCAUCAUCAUCAUCAUCAUCAUCAUCAUCAUCAUCAUCAUCAUCAUCAUCAUCAUCAUCAUCAUCAUCAUCAUCAUCAUCAUCAUCAUCAUCAUCAUCAUCAUCAUCAUCAUCAUCAUCAUCAUCAUCAUCAUCAUCAUCAUCAUCAUCAUCAUCAUCAUCAUCAUCAUCAUCAUCAUCAUCAUCAUCAUCAUCAUCAUCAUCAUCAUCAUCAUCAUCAUCAUCAUCAUCAUCAUCAUCAUCAUCAUCAUCAUCAUCAUCAUCAUCAUCAUCAUCAUCAUCAUCAUCAUCAUCAUCAUCAUCAUCAUCAUCAUCAUCAUCAUCAUCAUCAUCAUCAUCAUCAUCAUCAUCAUCAUCAUCAUCAUCAUCAUCAUCAUCAUCAUCAUCAUCAUCAUCAUCAUCAUCAUCAUCAUCAUCAUCAUCAUCAUCAUCAUCAUCAUCAUCAUCAUCAUCAUCAUCAUCAUCAUCAUCAUCAUCAUCAUCAUCAUCAUCAUCAUCAUCAUCAUCAUCAUCAUCAUCAUCAUCAUCAUCAUCAUCAUCAUCAUCAUCAUCAUCAUCAUCAUCAUCAUCAUCAUCAUCAUCAUCAUCAUCAUCAUCAUCAUCAUCAUCAUCAUCAUCAUCAUCAUCAUCAUCAUCAUCAUCAUCAUCAUCAUCAUCAUCAUCAUCAUCAUCAUCAUCAUCAUCAUCAUCAUCAUCAUCAUCAUCAUCAUCAUCAUCAUCAUCAUCAUCAUCAUCAUCAUCAUCAUCAUCAUCAUCAUCAUCAUCAUCAUCAUCAUCAUCAUCAUCAUCAUCAUCAUCAUCAUCAUCAUCAUCAUCAUCAUCAUCAUCAUCAUCAUCAUCAUCAUCAUCAUCAUCAUCAUCAUCAUCAUCAUCAUCAUCAUCAUCAUCAUCAUCAUCAUCAUCAUCAUCAUCAUCAUCAUCAUCAUCAUCAUCAUCAUCAUCAUCAUCAUCAUCAUCAUCAUCAUCAUCAUCAUCAUCAUCAUCAUCAUCAUCAUCAUCAUCAUCAUCAUCAUCAUCAUCAUCAUCAUCAUCAUCAUCAUCAUCAUCAUCAUCAUCAUCAUCAUCAUCAUCAUCAUCAUCAUCAUCAUCAUCAUCAUCAUCAUCAUCAUCAUCAUCAUCAUCAUCAUCAUCAUCAUCAUCAUCAUCAUCAUCAUCAUCAUCAUCAUCAUCAUCAUCAUCAUCAUCAUCAUCAUCAUCAUCAUCAUCAUCAUCAUCAUCAUCAUCAUCAUCAUCAUCAUCAUCAUCAUCAUCAUCAUCAUCAUCAUCAUCAUCAUCAUCAUCAUCAUCAUCAUCAUCAUCAUCAUCAUCAUCAUCAUCAUCAUCAUCAUCAUCAUCAUCAUCAUCAUCAUCAUCAUCAUCAUCAUCAUCAUCAUCAUCAUCAUCAUCAUCAUCAUCAUCAUCAUCAUCAUCAUCAUCAUCAUCAUCAUCAUCAUCAUCAUCAUCAUCAUCAUCAUCAUCAUCAAACAAGUGA
Messenger RNA from Schistosoma mattheei, 2487 nucleotides. The record is from the annotation of a GenBank genome assembly. NCBI's taxonomy places the organism in Eukaryota, Metazoa, Platyhelminthes, Trematoda, Strigeidida, Schistosomatidae.